Daphnia magna is the source of this 1407-nucleotide messenger RNA. RefSeq names its product prisilkin-39-like. The record is from RefSeq and is a predicted model, not a curated record. The coding region runs from base 89 to 1255 and encodes 388 amino acids. NCBI's taxonomy places the organism in Eukaryota, Metazoa, Arthropoda, Branchiopoda, Diplostraca, Daphniidae. The transcript has 3 exons.
GCAAUUGAGCACCCUACCUCUUGAACUCGAUGUCACUCGAUGUAUAAAAGGCGAGGAAUACCUUCAGUUGAGUAUCCAUUCACACACCAUGGCUCAACACAUCCAGAACAAGCUCCAGAAAUUUUUUUCGAUGGCGAUGGUGUUAUUUUUGAUCGAUUUCAGCAAAACGAAUGGGGGGAGUGUAGCUGUGGAUUCGAAGGAGUCGAACUCAGAGACGGGCAGUAAUUCGAUUUCUGACAACGGUGGAAUCGUCGAAGGGAAACUGGAUUCUCGCAUCAGUGAUGGCAUUCAAUAUUCCGGCAAGAGUUAUGGAGGAUACAAUACUGGCUAUGCUGUUCCAUCAAAACCCAGUUCAAAUUACGGAUCUGCCUAUUCCGCAUCUGCUUAUUCUGGAACAGGAAACUACGGCAGCGGUUCAUCUUACGCCAUGCCGGCUAGUAAUUACGGAGCCGGGACGAACGGAGCUUACAAUACGGGAACUUCUUACGGAUCUGCCUAUAAUGCAGCUAACCAGGGACUCUACGCUACAUCUUAUGGAUCUGGAAGUUAUGGUGCAGGAUCUUCUUACACAGGCCCAUCUUACGGCGUUACACCUUCUUACGGCGUUACACCUUCUUACGGCGUUACACCUUCUUCUUACGGCGUUACACCUUCUUCUUACGGCGUUACACCUUCUUCUUACGGCGUUACACCUUCUUCUUACGGCGUCCCUUCUUCUUACGGCGUCCCUUCUUCUUACGGCGUCCCUUCUUCUUACGGCGUCCCUUCUUCUUACGGCGUCCCUUCUUCUUACGGCGUCCCUUCUUCUUACGGAAGCAGCCCUGCCUAUGGAUACGGAUCAGGCUCCUCCUACAACGUUCCAGCCUAUGGUGCACCUUCAGCAUAUGGCAACAACGCAGGAUCCUCAUACGGCAACUAUGGUGUCUUUCCUCAUUCCGCCUAUGGUAACAACAUGAACCUGCCCGGCUCUUCCUACGGAAACGGCUACAGUGGAUUGAAUUACGGAUCCGGAAGUUACGGUAUGAAAGCUGGAUUGUAUGGUGGAGUUGGUUAUGGCGUUACAUCGCCCCCCUACUCGCCAUACGCCGGUCAAAUGGGUUCAUCUUCGCCGUACGGUGGAAACUACGGUAGCAAUUCCUACGGUGGAAUCAUGAACGGAGCCUCCGGUGUCGGACAGGGAGUCAUUGCCUAUUCAAACGUGAAUGGUGGAUACAAUAGGAAUAUUUUUGGCUACGGCAACAAUGCAGUAUACUGAAACGCUCCACGAAUGUUUAUUUCUUUCAGCUCAAAAGUAUUGUUUGUUAUUAAUGUAUAAAUUCACAUAAAACAGAUUUUCAUCUAAAAAAAUUUGAUUUAUUUGCUGUGUGUCUUCUGUCAUAAAUAUUAGACUUGAAAUUGUUGUUCUUA